GGAAAAAAUCCUUCAACCUCUGUCCUUUCGUUUCCCUAUCAAUUUAUUGACUUGAAAACAAGUAGACAUCUAAGAGGGGACGUAUCCACCGUCGACGUUCACGAAUCCCAGUUGACCAUGUUUGAUUGAAGGACUGAAUUCUAGUGUUCUUAAAUAGCGGUUAGAGCUUCAAAGGAUGAGAACCACGAGCUUAGAGAUUAUAUUCGAUAAGGGGAAAGAGGAGACAAGAUAUUAAAGCUCAAUGGAUGUCUUGUUAUCUUGGAAUGGCACCACAAUAACCAGAGAUUCAUCUGAGAGGAAGAAAAAUGAGAUAUUUUCGAGCUUUCUUUGGUCACUUGCAGGAAUUCCUUUGGUGUUGUUUGGACUGGUUAUGAUAAUGGUGGUCGUGGAUUUUUUGAUGAAGUAUUGGGUGAGACCUCGUGUUAUGAAAUGGAGAAUGGCUAGACAAGGUGUGUUUGGCCCAACUCCAAGUUUUAUGAUGGGAAAUUUGAGAGAAAUGGAAAAGAUGAAGGAUGAAGAAACUUCGAACCACAUGCAAGGCGUUAGACAUGAUAUUGUUUCCAGACUUCUUCCACACUACGUCCGAUGGUCGAAGCUCUAUGGAAAGCGGUUCAUCUUUUGGUGGGGAAUCGAGCCCCGAAUGAGCGUGACAGAGCCCGAUCUAAUCAAGGAAAUUCUAUGUUCCAAACACAGCCUUUACUAUGGUAAGUCUUAUCUGCAGCAGAGAGGAGUGCGGGACUUCAUUGGUAAAGGGCUUGUCAUGGCCAAUGGGGAGUCUUGGGCUCACCAGAGGCGCGUGGUGGCGCCUGCUUUCAGUUUGGAAAAGAUCAAGAGUCAAGUGCAACAUAUGGUUGAUUCGACCUUGGAAAUGAGUGAUAGAUGGAAAGGAAUUGUAGAUGGAGGUGGAGGAUCAGCCGAGGUGGAGGUGAGCAAGGAUUUCAGUUGCCUGGCUGGCGAUAUCAUUGCUCGUUCGAUAUUUGGAAGAAACUUCGAGGAAGGAAGAAAAAUAUUCCAACAGCUAACUUCUCUCCAAAAACUCUCUUCCCAGGCUGGACGAUAUCAAUGGCUGCCAAUCAGCAGGUUCUUACUGGUCUCGGUAAACUCAAAGAUCAGAAAACUCAAGUUUGAGGUCGAAAACUCUCUGCAAGACAUUAUCCAAGCACGAGUGGACGAAUACGAGGAGCAGAAGAAAAGCUAUGGCGACGAUCUUCUUGGGCUAAUGCUCUCCCAAGCCUACGAAGGCAAAAGCAAAAAGUUGAGGAUGCAGCAAGUGAUAGACGAAUGCAAAACCUUCUUCUUCGCAGGCCAUGACACCACAGCCAUGCUCUUAGCCUGGACAAUGAUGUUACUCGCUUCCAAUCCUUCCUGGCAAGAAAAAGCGCGGAACGAGAUCCUCACAGUCUGCGGCACAGACCUCCCAGACAUCGAUUCCCUCGCCAACCUCAAAAUCGUGGGGAUGAUAGUGAAUGAAUCUUUGCGGCUCUACACUCCGGCAUCACUUCUAGCCCGGCAAGCCCAGAGAGAUAUGAAGAUUGGGGGGCUGAGAAUUCCCAAGGGGCUUUCAGUCUGGAUCCCCACUCUCGCCAUUCAUCAUGACAAGGAAAUAUGGGGCACCGAUGCAGACGAAUUCAAACCACAACGUUUUGCAGAAGGGGUGGCGAAGGCUUGUAAGCAUCCAAUGGGCUUUUUGCCCUUCUCCUAUGGCCCUCGCUCCUGCGUGGGGCAAAAUUACACACUUAUGGAAACCAAAUUGGUUCUUGCAUUGAUUCUUACGCGCUUUUCCUUCCGCCUCUCUCCCAACUACAAACAUGCUCCAGUCUUUGUUCUCACUCUCAAGCCCAAGCAUGGCGUUCACCUUAUCCUAGAAAACUAUGGAUUCGCUUCUCCAGGCCCAUUUUGAUCUUAUAAUUCUUCACUGUGUCUAUUACAAAGACCAAGUUUUGUAGCUUUGGUUUGGUUGAUUUUGUUCAUGUUGGUUGUUUUUAUGGCGGUUGAUUUUGUUCAUCGCCUGGGGAGAUUACAGAGAGUUUGAAUUCAUGAGCAAGCAGUUUGAAACCCAGGGCAAACUGUUCUUCUUACCAUCGAUGUUGUUCGUUCUUGUUCUUGUAUGCAAUUGUACUCUUUUGAGAAUUCUGAAUAUUAAACUCAAUACUUUUUAA
Molecule: messenger RNA, 2159 nt
Organism: Cryptomeria japonica (Japanese cedar)
Lineage: Eukaryota; Viridiplantae; Streptophyta; Pinopsida; Cupressales; Cupressaceae
Product: cytokinin hydroxylase
Exons: 5
Coding region: 242-1900 (552 amino acids)
Molecular function (GO): monooxygenase activity; heme binding; oxidoreductase activity, acting on paired donors, with incorporation or reduction of molecular oxygen
Source: RefSeq, a predicted model, not a curated record